Molecule: messenger RNA, 3788 nt
Organism: Pristis pectinata (smalltooth sawfish)
Lineage: Eukaryota; Metazoa; Chordata; Chondrichthyes; Rhinopristiformes; Pristidae
Gene: hgfac
Product: hepatocyte growth factor activator
Exons: 19
Coding region: 167-2590 (807 amino acids)
Biological process (GO): zymogen activation; blood coagulation
Cellular component (GO): extracellular region
Molecular function (GO): serine-type endopeptidase activity
Source: RefSeq, a predicted model, not a curated record
UUGACUGCAGGACACAAACUCCAGUAGAACUUCAGUCGUAGCGGUGUUGAGGUAAUUUUGGCGAGGGGUGGGGACGAAGUGAGGUCAAAUAACCAUUUAAUGUUUGGAUGUUAGAAGUUUACAUCAGCGUGAGGCUAAACAAGCGCCGAUCUGUGUCCAGGGCACCAUGCUGGUACUCUACCCAGUGGUCCUUGUCUGCUGCUCUCUUGUAGGUGGAAUGGCAAAGCAGGGUGCAGUAUCUUCCAAAUCAGGGGUUCCCAGGGAUGGGCAUGAGGAUCAAGGCCCCCCGCACCUCUUGCGACACCACCGCACAGUCUUCACAGAAAGCGGGUCGAUCUGCACCUUUCCCUUCCGGUAUGGAGGCAAACUGUAUCGGACUUGUGUGCUGAGCAAGCAGACGGGUAAAAAAUGGUGUGCCACCACCCCUAAUUACAACAAGGACAAGCAAUGGGGCUAUUGUGAAGGAAUCCAGCCUCUAGCACACGAUUAUUGUCAGGACCAUGCUUGCUGGCAUGGAGGUGUCUGUGUUAAUAAUCCCAGCAACCAGAACUAUACGUGUAUAUGCACCGAUCCGUUCACAGGAGAGUUCUGUGAGAAAGAGAAGUGUUUUGAAAGACGACAUCUGAGGUAUUACAACAUUGGAGAAACAUGGACUCGAAUCCUUCACAAUGACGUCGAAAGAUGUUCCUGUACUGAAGAUGGGAUUCAUUCGCAAGUCUUGAACUCAAAAGACUGUGGGACAAACCCAUGCCUCAACGGUGGAAUGUGCCGGGAAAUUCAGGCCACUGGGGAGAGAGUGUGCUCCUGUAGUGAUGGCCAUGCGGGGAAGAAGUGCGAAAUAGAUUCUGCCUCUGACUGCUACAAAGACAAUGGGAGCUCCUACCGAGGGACGGCAAAGCAGACUGCCUCAGGGACCGACUGCCUGCAUUGGUCGUCCAACUUCAUAAGCCUGGAGUUUGACCUCAGAAGCCUGGAGGACCCUCUCAGCUUGGGUGUGGCUGACCACCCUUACUGCAGAAACUUAGACAAUGACGAGAAGCCGUGGUGUUACACGCUGAUGAAUGACACUGUCUCCUGGGAUUAUUGCACAGUUCCACAAUGUCCAGUACAAGAUCCCUGCCUUUCAAAUCCCUGUCAAAACAGAGGGACUUGCAUCAGAGAUACUCGCCAGAAAUCUUACUACUGUCAGUGCAGAGUUCAAUUCUCAGGGGUUAACUGCCAGGAAGAAGCGUGCCUGGAGAAUACCCACCACAGGUACUUCCGCAUCGGAGAAAGAUGGAACCGAUUUGUCAACGACAAAGUUGAAAGCUGUGUGUGUGCCGAGAGUGGGCCAGAGUGUCAAAGCGUCGCAUAUAAAGAUUGUGAGGUCAAUCCAUGCCUCCAUGGUGGUGAAUGUCGAUCAGUCCAGGGCACUGGAGAGGUCAUUUGUGGGUGUCGCAAUGGCUUUGUGGGGAAAUACUGUGACAUAAAUAAGAACAAACACUGUUAUGAGGACAAUGGGAGGACUUAUAAAGGCACUGAGGACAAGAGUGAAACAAACAUCGAGUGCAUGCCUUGGAAGGAGGACUUCAUGCGAAACAAGUUGAACAUCAGUAGCUUGGAAGAGGCUCUCCAGUUGGGACUGGGUGACCAUUCCUACUGCAGAAACCCAGAUGGGGAUAAAAGGCCCUGGUGCUACAUAAAGUUGGACAACCAUAUAUCCUGGGAGCACUGUGACAUCCCAAAGUGUGGUACAGUAAGCAUUCUCCCGAGGAGACCUCCUGCAGUUGCGAGGCCGAUGACGACGAGCCUUCUGAGGCGACAACCCUCGUGCGGGGAACGGCUCCGCAAGGUCUUCAUUCCGAGGGUUGUCAAAGGGUCCGCAGCGAUGCGAGGUUCUCACCCUUGGAUUGCCGCCAUUUACAUGGGCAAGUCCUUCUGCGGUGGGACUCUCGUAGCUCCAUGCUGGGUCGUCUCUGCCGCCCACUGCUUCCUGCACAGUCCACUGGAGUCAUCCAUCCGAAUUGUGUUGGGCCAACAAUAUUUUAAUAAAACUGACAAGAACACUCAGGAAUUUGAAGUCCAGAAAUACAUUUUACACCACGACUACACUGCGUAUGAAGAAAAUGUACACGAUAUAGCCCUUAUCAAACUGAAGAAGGUGUCAAAUCAGUGUGCAAUCAAGUCACGCUAUGUGCGGCCAUUGUGUCUACCAAGUGCAACCGACAUCUUCCCAGCAGGCUCCAUGUGCCAGAUCGCUGGAUGGGGACACACCAAGGAAGGUGCUUCUGAAUACGCCAAGAUUUUGCAGGAAGCCUCGGUCCCCAUCAUUUCCCAUCAGCAGUGCAUCAGCAGCCUCGACUAUGGCAGUGAAGUGACACCCAACAUGAUCUGCGCUGGAGACCUCAAUAAAGGCAUCGAUACCUGCCAGGGAGACUCUGGAGGACCACUGAUGUGCCACAAGGACCACAUCGGCUAUCUGUAUGGAAUCGCCAGCUGGGGAGAGGGCUGUGCUGUGAAAAAUAAACCAGGUGUCUACACAAAAGUGCCCAGAUAUGUCGACUGGAUCUACAGUAAAAUCAAAAGCAGGCCAAAAUACACCAAAGGCUGAAGAAACUGAGUCUGCACUUUGCUGAAACAAUGAAUCUAACUACAUUCUCCCUCACCCCCCCCCCCCCCAACAUUUCUGUGAAACGAGUCCAUGAAAUUACUUUUAUUGCUUAAUUAUUCAAAUCUGAAGCUUGGAGCAGACACUGGCAAAUUAAAUUUUAAUUCCAUGCUGGACUGGGGUUGCUAAUGGGACUGGGGUCUUUGGGAAUUAAGGAAUCGAUGUCCAAACCAAAGCCACAAAUGCAUUUUAGGAGAAAAGUUAUAGAAUAAUUAAAAAUAUUUUUUCUUGGAAUACUUUUGUUUUAUUUUUUACUAAAAAUAUUGGGAAUGGGAAUUAAAACACCAUCUCUGUGAUUAAAACCAAUUUGAAAAUAAAAAAGAUACUGUAGAUACUGAACUAGAAAAAGAAAAUAUUAAAAACACUCAACAGGUCAGUCAGCAUCUGAGGAGAGAAAUGGUUAAUGUUUCAGGUGAAAGACCCUUUGUCAGAAGUGGUCAGGUCAUUAACUCUGGUUCUCUCUCCACUGAUGCUGCAUGAUCUGCUGAAUGUUUCUGAGUGCUGACACCGAGUUUCAACCCAAAACGUCGACAAUUCCUUCCGCCCCCUCCCACAGAUGCUGCUUGACCCCCUGAGUUCCUCCAGCAGAUUGUGUGUUGCUCCAGGUUCCAGCAUCUGCAGCCGUUUGUGUCUCCAUUUUCUGCUUUUGUUUAAAGUAACUUGUUUUCCUCCGCCGGUUGUUGACCUGAAACAUUAACUCUGUUGCUCUCUCCACAGAUACUGCCUGACCAGCUGAGUGUUUCCAGCAAUUUCUUUUUUUAUAAUUUCAGAUGUCCAGCACCUGAAUUUUAAAAUUUUUUUAACACAAGCUGGGUUGUUUUGAUGUACUGCUUGGUGGGAGGCAAAAGUUACGAAAUACAACCUCCAGGAAUACAUGUGACCAAGAUAAAGUCAAAGUCAAGUUUACUGUCAUCUGCACGAGUCCAUGUGUGCAGAGGUGCAAUGAAAAACUUACUUGCAGCAGCAUCACAGGCUCAUAGUGAUUACACAAGUGGUGGUAUCUAUGUAGAAUGAGCUGCCAGAGGAAGUGGUUGAGGCAGGUACAGUGACAACUUUUAGAACCAUAGAACCAUAGAACAAUACAGCAUAAUACAGGCCCUUCAGCCCAUCAUGUUGUGCCACCCUUCAAACCACACCUAAG